AAGCCUGUUUGUUUUGGGAUUCUGUCACUUGCAAACCAAAAUGUCCCAGCUGGUAUGGUGGUGGAGGGUUUUGUUUUUUGUUUUUUUAAGUUUAAUUGUUUUUGAGAGAGAGAGAGAGCGCGCGUGCAGGGGAGGGGCAGAGAGAAGGGGAGAGAAUUCCAAGCAGGCUCUAUGCUGUCAGUGUGGUGCCGGACACUGAGGUGACUCUCACUAGUGCUCACCUCUGUACCCUGGGUAUGAGCAGGGUCCGUGAAGCCCAAGGCUAUGGAUCCAGCACUGGGUCUCCUCCCCGUACCACUUCUUAGUAGAAGUGGUUAUGUAUGCUCACUGAAGACACACUGGGAGGGGCCAUGAGUUGGGAGGGUCCAUGCCUUGGUGAGCUGGAACAACAUUGGGGUAACCUGCCUGCUCCAACUCUUUCCCACUACAUGUGUGCUGUGCAUUUCAGGAUGUGGCCGGUGCCUGGACUUGUGUGUGCUUUUCGGGUUGAGCUGUAUGUGUGUGUCAGCUGCCUGACUGAGCAUCCUGUGUGCUCGGCCGAUUGUGUACACCCGGUCUGCCUGCGUGCGCCCGUUCGCACCGCAGGAGCGGUGCGGAGUGGCGCGUGCAUUCCCUGUGCAGGGUGAACCCAGCGCCCCGCGUGUGAGUCUCCGCGCCUGAAUCUCCGCGCGGCAGGUCCCGCGCGGCCCCGGGUGAGGCCCAUCCGCGCUCCCACCGGCGCCAUGGGAAGGAGCGGGCGCCGCUGCUCUUGCCCCCCGCCGGCGCGCGCACGACUUGAGCCCCGCCGCGAGCAGCCCCCGGCCGCAGGUCCCCGAGUGACGCUGGCGGCGCCUGGGAGCGUGGCGCGGGCCCGGGGCCACGUAGAGGAACCCAGUAUCCAGUGAAGCAGCCGAGGACCCGCCGCCCCGCCGCCGCCAUGGUUAUGUCCCAGGGCACCUACACGUUCCUCACGUGCUUCGCCGGUUUCUGGCUCAUCUGGGGUCUCAUCGUCCUACUCUGCUGCUUCUGCAGCUUCCUGCGCCGCCGCCUCAAACGGCGCCAGGAGGAACGACUACGUGAGCAGAACCUCCGCGCCCUCGAGCUGGAGCCCCUCGAGCUCGAGGGCAGCCUGGCCGGGAGCCCCCCAGGCCUAGCGCCGCCACCACCACCGCAGCGCGGCCGCCUCGAGGCGCCGGCGCACGCGCAUCAGCACGUGCACGUCCACCCGCUGCUGCACCACGGGCCGGCGCAGCCACACGCACACCCGCACGCACACCACCACGCGCUUCCUCAUCCGCCGCCCCCGCACCUCUCAGUGCCGCAGCGGCCUUGGAGUUAUCCGCGUCAAGCGGAAUCGGACAUGUCCAAGCCACCGUGCUAUGAAGAGGCGGUGCUGAUGGCCGAGCCACCGCCGCCCUACAGUGAGGUGCUCACGGACACGCGCGGCCUCUACCGCAAGAUCGUCACACCCUUUCUGAGCCGCCGCGACAGCUCGGAGAAACAGGAGCAGCCGCCGCCCAGCUACAAGCCGCUCUUCCUGGACCGGGGCUACACGUCAGCGCUGCACCUGCCCAGCGCUCCGCGGCCUGCGGCCCCCUGCCCUGCGCUCUGUCUGCAGGCGGACCGUGGCCGCCGGGUCUUCCCCAGCUGGACCGACUCGGAACUCAGCAGCCGCGAGCCGCUGGAGCACGGAGCUUGGCGCCUGCCGGUCUCCAUCCCCUUGUUCGGGAGGACUACAGCCGUAUAGAGGGGCGUCCGGCGUUCCGGGCCUCACCCGCGAACUCGUGGCCUGACUGCGGGGCUUUUUAAACGCUUCCCUUGGACUGCGGGGAGGGGUGGGGAGGGAGGGAUUUCUUACCCCGUUUGUUACAUUUUGAGGAUAAUAAAGGUGUGUGAUCUGGUUUGGUA
This is a messenger RNA of Leopardus geoffroyi (Geoffroy's cat), 1887 nucleotides long. RefSeq names its product proline rich 7, synaptic (gene PRR7). Bases 917 to 1726 code for a protein of 269 amino acids. The transcript is spliced from 3 exons. The record is from RefSeq and is a predicted model, not a curated record. NCBI's taxonomy places the organism in Eukaryota, Metazoa, Chordata, Mammalia, Carnivora, Felidae.